AUGAACGAUCGGUGGGAUCAUCAUCGAUCCUUGGAUGAAGAUGAAAUGAAAAUACGAAGUCUUUUUGAUGAGGACGUAACGGAUGAGGAGGAAAUUAAAAUUAAAGGCUUGUUUGAUGAUGAUGAUGAACUGGUGGAUGAAAAACAACAACAACAACAAUUGAUGAUUAUCCCUUCUCUGUUUUCUAUACAGAAUGAAGAAUCGAAUUUUGAUGAUUGGAAUUUCAAUAAUAGCCGUGCAUCAAUGCUCAUUCGAUUGUUACCUCCAGAGAUUCAUUAUUUAAUAUUAACUUUUGUCGAUUUCAAAACAUUACUAACAUGCCAAUUGGUAUCCAAACAAUGGUAUGAUUUUGCCUCAAGAGAAGAGAUUUGGUAUCCGUUUUAUGGGCACAUGAUUGAUGCAAAAUCCUUGAGAAAUAUUGUGAAUCAGAUCAAUUCAACUGGAGGGUUAACAGUGAAUGAUUUUACAAUUUAUGAUAAAGAUGGCAUUGCCCUAGUUCCAAGACAACAACAUUUAUCAGAAGAAUAUUUAUCAUGGAUGUUACAAGAAAGAGAAGCAGAAGACAAUGAAACAUGUGUCAAAACGACAGUACCUUCUGAAAAGGCGACAGAAGAUCACAAGCCAAGCUAUAGAUCAUUGUUCUUGAACAAGGCAGUUCACAAGUAUGAGAAAAAGCUACGAAAAAAGGAUCUCAUCGAAAUGUACAAUACUUUGAACAAGUUUGUUCAAUAUUUACCAAUGCUUAAGAAAAUUUGUUAUUUAUUCUUUAGCAUUGGAAUUUUAAUAUUCUCAUUGAUUCUUCCACUUCUGUUAGAAAAUGAUGGCAAUCUUAAAGAUAUAGAGUAUUUAGGAAAUUACUACAGUACCUAUGUACUUGUAUGUUACGGGCCAGUCUUUUUUAGCCAUGCUUGCUGCUUAGCAUUUUGCUAUUAUGUGUACCGUACACAUGUGAAUCUUUCGUACCAUGAUCAAAAUGAGAGACUAUUAAUUUUUUCAAUGACCAAUGUGACAAGCUACCUUUUGGACGUGACUUUUGAGACUCAACUACUCUGCUCAAUUCCCUUAGUAUUUUGCAUACCUAUUAUUAUGCAUAUUUUUGAUUGGGGACACACAGUGAGUAUGAUCCCUGUAGUCAUUGCCAUCAUGAUUCAAAAAUUGUUCUACUUUAUUUAUGAGGUUCAACGAGAGAAAAUUCUAAAGAGAAAGAAAUGGGAGACUCUACAAGAGUCACUGGCUUGCGUUCAAAAGAGAUCACAAAUUUAUCACACGCAAAUUUAUAAUGUUCAUUGGAUGUUUACUCCUCUAUGA
Messenger RNA from Naegleria fowleri, 1308 nucleotides. RefSeq lists its product as uncharacterized. The transcript is spliced from 3 exons. Gene Ontology annotation, molecular function: protein binding. The coding region runs from base 1 to 1308 and encodes 435 amino acids. NCBI's taxonomy places the organism in Eukaryota, Heterolobosea, Eutetramitea, Acrasida, Naegleriidae. The record is from RefSeq and is a predicted model, not a curated record.